Messenger RNA from Camellia sinensis, 1530 nucleotides. Lineage: Eukaryota; Viridiplantae; Streptophyta; Magnoliopsida; Ericales; Theaceae. The record is from RefSeq and is a predicted model, not a curated record.
GUCAGGAAUAAUCUGCCAAGCAAAAAGAAGCAGACGCGUUUACUUACCAGCUGAGUCAAAUAAUUGCUGGAAGCGCACAGCUUUUCGUCCCAAACCAUUGCAGGUUUCAACCUCAAAAUUUGAAAUGCGUGAAUGUCCUCAGCAAUCUGGUUCAGCUGAAGACAACAACUCUUCCAGAUCAAUGGAAUCUGAUUCAUCUGAAAGUGAUUCUCAAGGUCCAGAUAGAGUUCAAAGGGAAACACAACUUUCAGAUGCUGCUAUCCUUGUGUCAACUCAACCAAGUAAUUCAGGGAAGUAUGAUGGGCAACCUGGAAACAUGAACGGGAAGGGGAAUCAUGAACUCAAUAACUUGUCUGAUGUUCCUCUUAAACACCUGACUGCAGCUGAGUUUGGGAUACAGAAAAGGGUGCAUAUAGGAAAAGAAAACAUUUGCAAUCUAACCAAAAGGCAACUCGAUGUGAUUGAUGUAAAGAAUUAUGUCAAAUUCAAAAAAAGGAUACAUAACAAUGGUGAAACUUUGACUUCAAGUGCAGCUUUAGCUUAUCAUAGUAUAACUGAAUUAGACACAAAACCAGGGGAAAAUUCAGUUUGGGUGGCCAAUACGCUGUCUCAAUCAACUCCAGUUUAUAUUGGCUUUAGUAAUAGGAUGGAAACAACAUUAACAGAUGUGGAGUUGAAAGUCCAAGCAAGUUAUCGAGAAGAUCAUGUCCCUCUGGUUUCUCUAAUGAGUGGCUUAAAUAGGAAGGCAAUAGUAGGGCACCCGAUUGAUAUUGAAGCCUCAGAUGACGGUUCUUCAGAGAUCCUUCUUGCUAGAAAACAUGAAAUUGGCCACAAGUUGUUGGAUAACAAUGGGAGUACCAUGCUUCGGCCAGCUUGGAGAACUUCUAGAAGGACUCGUGUGUGUUAUGUCCCACAAUCCCAUACUCCUCCCACUCUGAAUGAUGCUAAAUAUGCACAAGCUUAUCAAAAUUCUGGUCAUUUAAGUCUCAAGGCAGGGGCAAACAGUUUGCAACCAACGAAAGACAUUCCAAGGAAACCUAACUUGGUUAACCUGAAAACAAGAACAAUCUCUUCAUUUGACACUGAACAGAAACUUGGUGGCAAUGAGGGUGAUCUUCAACCCAUCAGCCAGGGCUGCAUGAUAGACAGACAACUGAAGGCAAAAGACAUGCCUACCAGAGUUACAUGUGUCCCUGUAAAACUAAUUUUCAGCAAGUUACUGGUUGCGGUUGGUAGGGUGCAAUCUUGAAUAGAACCUUUUGGAGUUAUUAACUUAUGGCAGUAUAGAAGGAAAGCCUGUUAUAGUAUACAAAAAUCUGUGGUUGUAUAGAAUCAUAUUACAUUCUAGUUUUUAUCUGCUAAGUAUAGGUUAUGGCUCUUAAUUUGAGAGAUAUCAGGGUUCCAUUAUUGGGUCUUGUUUGGGCAUACUUAGUAGAGCAUCCUCUGGGGAAUUUGUAUGUAUGCAUGCAAGUUGGAAUUUUCAUCUAAAUCCCAUUCAAUGUGAUCUGUUUUGUAGCUUUUGUUAUCACC